AUGCUAUGCAAAAAACUUUGUGAUGGUGGUGAACAUAUUGAAAUGAUUGAUUCACAUGAUGAUUAUAGAGUGAUGGCUGGACAGGGAACAAUUGCAAUGGAGUUCCUGGAGGAAAUUCCUGAUUUGGAUACGCUCUUAGUAGCGGUUGGUGGUGGUGGUUUAUGUUCCGGUAUAGUUGUAGCCGCUAAGAAAAUUAAGCCGGACAUUAAAGUAUAUUGCGUGGAACCAGAAGGGAAAAAUUUUCAGCAUUCUUUUGAUGCCGGUGAAAGAUUAUGGGAUCAAAAUGCAGAUCCGGUGAAAACAAUAGCCGAUGGAAUUCGAGUUUUAGCAAUCGGUGAAAAAUGCUUUCCGCCUAUUUGUGAAAAAUGUGAAAAGAAAAUUCUCACUGUUAAUGAUGAAGAAAUUACUGAAGCAAUGAAAUUGGUGUACGGUAGAAUGAAGCAAGUAAUUGAACCAACAGGAGCAGUUUCAUUGGCAGCACUAUUGAAAUAUAAGGAUGAAUUAGCUGCUCAAAAUUUAAAGAAGAUAGGCGCCAUAUUUUGUGGCGGUAAUAUCGAUCUGGAAAAAUUGUCAUCUUUUUUCUAA
Molecule: messenger RNA, 585 nt
Organism: Acanthocheilonema viteae
Lineage: Eukaryota; Metazoa; Nematoda; Chromadorea; Rhabditida; Onchocercidae
Source: the annotation of a GenBank genome assembly